AAUAGUUUAUAUAUCAUAGGGGGAGACCUCGAGCAUAUCUAGUGGCGACGGGUUUACUGUGUAUAUAUAUAUAUGUUAGUGGUGCAUGUGUGGUCAGUAGUGAUGUAGGAUUUGCAAUGUACUGUGGCCGUUAUGUUCAUCCGUGCAUUAUCAGCGUAGUAGAGGGGAAAAGCAGGCCUUUGAUCGCAUUGAACGUAAAUAUAUAUUCAGUUGGGAAGAGGCAAGCAGCCACUGCCACACGAUGUUGCUGUCAUAAGAAAGUAUUUCAGAAUUACAUCCCAUCCUAAUAAUCCAAUAAAACCGUACCUUCUUCGUCGUUCUAUUAAAGGUCUGGCAACUAACAAGUGUUCCGUACUCUGGCCAUAAAAGGUUCAAUAUCCCCCAUUUCUUUUAAGUAUAUCCAUCCGGCACAAAAACGGAGGUCGUGGGGUUGGAGUGUGUCCUCAUGGCCGAGUCAGAGGCUGAAUGUGACACAUCUGGCCUUGACACACUUGGGUCGGAGUGUGUCAUAGCCCACAGCCAUGUCGACCUUCACUAUGGAGCAGAAACUGAGAUCAUGACAGAAGAAAAGCGUGGAUUAGAGCUGGAGAUCCAUGGUUCAGACCUAAAGAUCCAGGGACUGGGGGCAGACCUUGGAGCUGUAGCCUGUGUUGAUGCAAUUGUAGCUGAGACAGACCAUGACUACAUUAAAGUGGAACACGGUGAGAUGCACUGUUUCACAGAAGCAGAAAUCAAGACCUCAGGUGGCCAGACUCUGCUGGGAGAGGUGCUGCUUAAGACGGAGAGUGAGCACAUGGUCAAAGUAGAGUCUGACCAUGGUGGAGAGUUGACAGUAGAGUCUGAGAAUGGAGUAAUUAUUCAUGAAGCCCAUGGUCUGCAGUGUAAUGAAUGUGGAGAGAUUUUUGGCAGCAUAGCUGACCUUCACCAACACUUUGAGAUCCAUAAGGAUCUUAAUCCUUACAUCUGUGUUCACUGUGGUGAAAGCUUUGCUGUGGAGGCCAGUUUGAAGCAGCACAUGAAGAUUCACAUGAAAGAAAAACCAUAUGUUCCUACUGGAGUUGAGAUCAUAGGAAAAGAUGUUAUUGAUGCAUUUAGUCUCAAGGGUCAUCAGAUGAUCCAUUUGCCAGACAAGCCCCACAGAUGCUCAGAGUGUGGCAAGUGCUUUGCUGCCGCCAUCACCUUAAGAGAACAUAUGAAGAUGCAUUCGGAGGACAAACCCUACAAGUGCAACCAGUGUAGGAAGAGCUUUGUUCGCAGGAGGCAUCUGAAAAAGCAUCAAGAGGUCCAUGCACGAGAAAAGCCAUACACUUGUGGUCAGUGUGGUAAAGGUUUUGCCACAACAUCCAAUCUAAAGCAGCACCAGAAGUCUCACGCUGCAGUUGUGCUUGGAGACAAACCGCACCAAUGUGCACAAUGUGGGAAAUGUUUUGCGGCUGCAGCUACACUUAGAGAGCACCAGAGGGUACACUCGGGCGAAAAGCCAUACAAAUGCAACAUGUGUAGAAAAAGCUUUGUACGCAAACGCCACCUUAAAAAGCACCAACAAGUCCAUGCUGGAGGAAAGCCCUACACCUGCAGACAUUGCAACAAGGGUUUCAAUCACUCUUCCUCUCUAUCUCGCCACCACAAGACCCACCUGCAGAACCCAGUGUUCUCACCAAGUCAGCCUGGGAACCCUAUUAUAUCCUAUGGCACUCCACCCAAGCAAAGGGUGCUCCAGCAAGGAGAGAAGCCCUACAUGUGCCACCACUGUGAUAAGGGUUUCAAUCAUUCCUCCUCCUUGUCUCGGCACCAAAGAGUCCACUCAGAGGGUAAGAGCUACACCUGCGGCCACUGUGGCAAAAGAUUCAAUCACUCCUCAUCCCUGGCCAGACAUCAGAGAGUUCACCUGGAAAACAAACAGCCACAAGCACUGCAGCUACAGCUGCAAUCGGAACAGGAGCCUCAGCAGGNACAAUCACCGCAACAGCAACCGCAGCAGUACAGCCCCAUUCCCAUCCCCACAGUUAAGGCUUUUUCCAACAACACUUUCCAAAAACAGCACAUUCUGACCGGUGAGAAACCGUAUAGGUGCUCUCAGUGUGGAAAAGGCUUCAACCAUUCAUCCUCUCUCUCCAGACAUCACAGAAUCCAUGUGGAUCAGUGAGCAUUAGUUCGUCGUAUCGUCGUAGUAUCGUCCUAUCACCACGAACCCUGUUCGACUCCUACCAUUGUUUGUAUUAGUUACAUCACACCAGGAAACAUCAGAACAGUUUCUAAAGAUCUCAUCAGCUUAGAAGCGAUGCAGUAAAGGAUAAAUGGACUGUGAUGAACGAGUCUCCAAAAGAAAAUGCUAUGGUCUGAGGAAGCCUAUAAUUGAUAGUUUCAGUGGGUCUAGAGAAGCCUCUGUUCUUGGGAUUGUGACACAUCUUCAAGUUUAUUGGUGAACACUUUUUUAAAAAAGGAAAAAAAAGAUUUCAAGAUAAUGUUAAAAAAUUGUUACUUGGGGAAACUAUGCUUCACCCUGCUGGUUUUCUUUCCUCCAUAGAAUUCCCUUCCAGUACUUUCAUCUUAGCUGCAAGGCUCAAGGCUACCAACAUGAACAGAACCAGAAUUACGUUAUAGUGGAAAUAGUUAUUUUUCACAAACAUUAUUCACAAAGCAAACAUUGAAAAUCCAGUGUAAAUACUCAAUGAUUUUCCUUUUAUAUAUAUGUAUAGGUGACUAGUGUGCUGUUCCAAACUAUGACAUUUUUGAUAGUAAGACUUGCUUGUCUCCUUUUUUUGUUCCUUUUACGAAUUUCAUUUGUUUUAAGUGAUGGAGACAAACUUGUUGCAAGUGUUUUGUCAUAGUUUGUUCCUAAAUUGGGGCUCAACCAAACAGGAGCCAUUGUGUAUAUUUAUGUCUACUAGGGGUUAACACUGCUGCAGAGACUGUACAGAGAGCAAUACUGGAUGACAUCCUGAUUCUAUUAUGGCAUGUAGUUCAGCCAUAAAAUGCAUAAUAGAAAAUAAAAACCUUCUGGGUAGCAUAUAACAACAAUGUGUCCUGAUUAUUUUCCCUUUGCGCUGGACUUCAGUGCCAAAAGGAACUAAAAUGCAACAUCACUCUUUUUUUAUAUUCAUGGAGACUUGUCAAAUACCUGUGUACAGAAUAAAAUGAAUGCUCAUUAUCUGCAGAUUGUCAAAAUUUGACCAUAAAAUAGUUUGUGUAUACUAAAAGACUACAUUAAAAACAUUUUACAACUUUCUUUUCCAAAUCCAAAUGAAUUGUGCUCUAUAUACUGUUCUGUGUAAAAUAUCUUUUACAAACUGAUGUAUUUUUUUAGAUAAGGCUUGGAUUAUAUGAAAGGGAAUGAGAGAUCUACAGUUUUUAUGGGAGUGAGCAUUAUAGUGAGCAAUAUUCAAUAUUCAUUUCUUUUUCUUUGGAUAUCAAUUGUGCUUCAAACUGUAGCAUAGCUUUCUUCCUUGUGUUAGAUAGGUGCCUUAUUGCAUGCGAUGUAGAAAUGUAUGCUAAGCUGUUCUUCGAAAAGAGAGGUUGGCGUGUUCAGGAGUCUUCUUUUGUUGCUUAUGUUCGUACUAACUUACCCGAUAUUUUAAUUUGAUGUCAUUGAAUCGUUUUGCUUUCAUGUAUAUUAUCAUGUGUUUACACUGUUACAUCACAUUGUCUUUGUCCCAGCUCAUUAUUUUUGUCAAUAGCCUCAUUGUGGAGAGGUAAGGUUGUAAAUGAUCCAUAUAGGCUUCUCUUAAGGGUGAAAGAUGUUAGACCAUUUCCCAGUUUGAGUGGCACAUUUAUGGAUAAAUAAAGGCUGUUGACUCUCA
Cynoglossus semilaevis (tongue sole) is the source of this 3800-nucleotide messenger RNA. Its product is annotated as zinc finger protein 883. The transcript has 3 exons. Gene Ontology annotation, biological process: regulation of transcription by RNA polymerase II. The coding region runs from base 446 to 2146 and encodes 566 amino acids. Gene Ontology annotation, cellular component: nucleus. NCBI's taxonomy places the organism in Eukaryota, Metazoa, Chordata, Actinopteri, Pleuronectiformes, Cynoglossidae. The record is from RefSeq and is a predicted model, not a curated record. Gene Ontology annotation, molecular function: RNA polymerase II transcription regulatory region sequence-specific DNA binding; DNA-binding transcription factor activity, RNA polymerase II-specific.